GAAACUUGGUGGAAAGAUGGAAAAUGGGCCAAGAAAGAACCACUUCAAUGGUCAAGUGGAUCCAGACAACAGGGUGAAUGUGCAUGAGCCAUGCUGCGUGUGUUUAUCCUGUGUGCAGAGCGUCUGCAUACGCCGGACGACGACAUCAGUGACGCCUACUGCCAAGUCAUCUAUGAAGGGUCCAAGAAGAAGACAAAGGUCAUCAAGAACAACCCGAAUCCCGUUUGGAACGAGGGCUUUGAAUGGGACCUGAAGGGGAUUCCUCUGGACUCGGGAGCCGAGCUGCACUGUGUCGUCAAAGACCAUGAGAAGAUGGGGAGGAACAGGUUCCUGGGAGAAUGUCGACUCGCUCUCAGAGACGUGAUCAACUCUCCCAGCCUGGCCGCCUCUUUUACCAUCUCCCUGCUGGACACCAAGAGAAACAACACAGGGGCCACGCUGACCCUUCAGGUUUCCUACAUCCCUCCUCCAGGAUCGCUCCCCCUCUUCCAGCCUCCCUCGCAGCCUGAGCCUCUUCCCCACAACAACCCCACUGUGGAGCUGGACACGGUCACAAUGAUUUCCCUGGACACGCUGGGUGAGGAGGACACGGAGAGUUUGAUGAUGCUGGAGCCCACAGAGGACCAGGGGCCUGAUGACGGGCGGUCCAUGGUCGUCGUGGGCCCUCAGGGGCCCCCGGGCAAGGAGUCUCCCACCACCAACCACAUGCCCAAGCGUUCGCCGCCGUCCUACAACGCGCAGGGAGGUCUGAGGAAGAAGAGGAGGGGAGCCAGCAGUCAGCACAAGCCUCUGCCCAACAAACCUCAGGACCUGCAGGUUCGUGUGCGGGUCAUCGAGGGGCGACAGUUGCCGGGCAUCAACAUCAAGCCUGUUGUCAAGGUAACAGUGGCCGGGCAGACAAAGAGGACCCGCAUCAGAAAAGGAAACAGCCCUGUGUUUGAUGAGACGUUCUUCCUGAACUUCUUUGAGACGCCGUCAGACUUGUUUGAUGAACCCAUCUUCAUCACCGUGUGCGACUCUCGCUCUCUCCGAACUGAUGCUGUGAUCGGUGAAUUCAAGUUGGAUGUCGGCACCGUCUACAAUGAGCACAGACAUUGCUUCCUGAGGAAAUGGUUGCUGCUGUGCGACCCUGACGACCUCACUGCGGGGGUCAAAGGUUACCUGAAGGUCAGCCUGCUCGUCCUGGCCGCUGGAGACGAGCCACCGGCUGAUAAACGUGAGUGUGUGGAGGACAAAGAGGACAUCGAAGGAAACCUGCUGAGGCCGGCCGGUCUGUCCCUGAGAGGAGCCGCCUUCACCCUGAGGAUCUUCAGAGCCGAAGAUCUGCCGCAGAUGGACGAUGCCUUCAUGGACGGGGUGAAGCACAUUCUUGGGUUUGACAGCAACAGGAAGAACUUGGUGGACCCUCUGGUUGAGAUCCACUUUGCCGGCAAAACAAUCUGCACGAAGAUUCUGGAGAAGAACGCCAACCCACAGUGGAACCAGAGUCUGGCCAUGCCCAUUAGAUUUCCCUCCAUGUGCGAGAAGAUGAGGAUCAGGAUUCUGGACUGGGACAGAGCCAGUCACAACGAUGUCAUCGGCACCACCCACCUCUGUAUGUCUAAGAUCUCCGCCCCCGGAGGAGAGAUAGAUGAUGACUUGACUCCGCGGACCGUCCACCCUGGCAUCGACGACAGUCUUGGUUUCCUGCCGACAUUCGGUCCGUGUUUCGUGAACCUGUACGGCAGCCCCAGAGAGUUCACCGCCUUCAACGACCCGCACGAGAAUCUGAACCUCGGAAAAGGGGAGGGUGUAGCGUACCGAGGACGAGUUCUAGUUGAACUAACCACGAAGCUGGUGGACAAACCGGAGCAGAGAACUGAAGACAUCCCGUCAGACGACCUGCUGGUGGUGGAGAAGUUUCUCCGGAAGAGGAAGUACUCGCUCUUUGUGGCGUUUUACUCGGCCACGCUCCUCCAGGACGUCGACGAUGCCAUCCAGUUCGAGGUCAGCAUCGGUAACUACGGCAACAAGUUCGACUACACCUGCCUCCCUCUGGCCUCCACCACCCAGUUCAGCAGGGCGGUGUUCGAUGGUUGUCACUACUACUACCUCCCGUGGGGAAACGUGAAGCCGGUGGUGGUGGUGUCUUCCGAGUGGGAGGACAUCAAACCGAGGAUCGAGGCUCUCAACAUAGAUUAA
This is a messenger RNA of Paralichthys olivaceus (Japanese flounder), 2181 nucleotides long. NCBI's taxonomy places the organism in Eukaryota, Metazoa, Chordata, Actinopteri, Pleuronectiformes, Paralichthyidae. The record is from RefSeq and is a predicted model, not a curated record.